Messenger RNA from Racocetra persica, 1868 nucleotides. Lineage: Eukaryota; Fungi; Glomeromycota; Glomeromycetes; Diversisporales; Gigasporaceae. The record is from the annotation of a GenBank genome assembly.
GAAGUGGACAACCCGAAAUGAUAAUUGAAAUAAAAAAGAAAGGAGUAGUUUUAAUAGUAGAAUGUAAAUCAGACAAAGAUAAACAUAGAACCGCCGAACUUAAUAAACCUGCUUCUCAUAAUUUAGAUGGAGUUUUAUAUUAUGCUAAAUAUUUCAAAGAAAGUUUUACAGUUCUUUUUCUAGCCAUAACAGGAGAUGCUGAAAAAGAGAAAGAAUUGACAGAAGAAAAGGUUGAUUUGCGCUCAAUAACCAAAGAUUUACACAAUCGCUUAAGAGUUAUCAAAUUUGGUAAUAAAGCUAAACCUCUUUUUAUCGGUGCCUGUUUAUUGGCUUUGCGAGAUGAUGACUUUUACAAAAAGGUUGCUGAGGCUAAUUUUGACAAAGAAGAAGAUAUUCCUAAUCUUCUAAAAAAUGCUCUUAACUCAAAAAAAUCUCUUGGAUUAAAAGAAUAUGGUCGCUUGAAGGAAAAAUUACAAGAACUAAUCGACAGCAAUUCUCAUUUAUUGAUUAAGCAAAAGAAAAAAGAGCAUCGACUUAGUUCUAUUUUAAAAAAAAUCCAAGAAGAGGUUUACCCUUUACUAAAAACUUCUAGCACUGACAUAAUUAGCGAGUUUUAUUAUGAAUUUUUAAGAUAUUCGCCUGGUGAUGGAAAAGGAUUAGGAAUUGUUUUAACUCCCUCUCAUAUCGCAGAGUUAUUUUGUGAUUUAGUAAAUUUAGGACCAGAUGACAAAAUCCUUGAUAUUUGUUGCGGAACAGGAACUUUUCUAGUAAUGGCACUAAAUAAAGUGUUUAAAAAAGAAGAGAUUAAGGAUAACCUUUAUGGAGUGGAAUCCGAUGAUGAAAUUUAUCACUUACUUUGGAUAAACAUGAUUUUACAUGGUGAUGGUAGUUCUCAUAUUUCUCAAACUAGUUGCUUCGAUGAAAACAAAAAAACCGAGGGACAGACAAUGAUAGAGCCAAUUUUGGAAAAAGUAGGUUUUACAGUUGGUUUUCUUAAUCCUCCUUAUAGCCAACCAGAUUAUAAUGAAGCUAAGUUUAUUCUUCAUUUAUUAAAGUUUAUUGAGAAAGGUCAAAAAGCUGUUGUGAUUACUCAUAUGAAAGUGGCUCGAGGCACAAAACCUCUAGAAAAAGAAAGGAAAGAAUUAUUAGAAAAUCAUACUCUGAAAGCAGUGAUGACCAUGCCCGGCGAUUUAUUUUAUGGCACUCAAAAUGAUGGUCAUGAAAUCAAAGAUAACAAAAGAGAAGAAAGAGAAAAAGAAAACUAUAAGCAAGAAAAAGAGGAAGAAUAUAUUUCUACCUCUCAAUUAUUUACUCCUGAACAAAGUGAAAAAAGUUGGUUGCCUGAAUUUUAUUUGCCAGUUAAUUUUUCCAAAGUAAAAGAAGAACAAUUUAUGGAAAGCGUUCGUGAUUACUUAGGGUAUAUAAUGACAAUCAGUAAAGGAAUUGACAACUUACCAACUUCUUUACCCAAAUUAUUUGAGGAAUUAGAAAAUAAUCAACCUGAAAGUUUCUCACUCAAUAUUGAAAAAUGGAAAGAAUUUAAAUUAGUUAGCAAUUACAAUCAAGACAAAGAAAAUGGCACUGAUAAAAAAGGUCUAUUUCAUGCUGAACCCGCCCCCAAAGAAGACAAUUUUAGAACCAAGAGUGCCAAACCUUAUUUUCAAGAUUUAAAACAAACUAUACCUCUAAUUUCCAACAGUGGGAAAAAUAAUGGCUGUGUUGGUUUUGUAGAAAAAAUAAUUUUAGAAACACCUGCCAAGGACGGAUGUAUUACUUUGGGUGGCUUCGGGACUUUCUUUUAUCAGCCUAUUGGUUUCUAUCGAACUUAUGCCCAAGAUGGAAAUGUUUGGGUUUUAAGAGCUGAAUGA